This is a messenger RNA of Cyprinodon tularosa, 2929 nucleotides long. RefSeq names its product protein rapunzel-like. The coding region runs from base 164 to 1345 and encodes 393 amino acids. The transcript has 2 exons. Lineage: Eukaryota; Metazoa; Chordata; Actinopteri; Cyprinodontiformes; Cyprinodontidae. The record is from RefSeq and is a predicted model, not a curated record.
GGGGGGGGGGUAGUAUAAAUAAAUCCCAAGGAGGCUGGUGCUCAUAGGCACAGCUGGACUCCUGGAUAACUGGACUGCAGCCCAUUGGAAUAUUUAACCAAAAAAGGAACCAACAAACUCUCUGGAUUUCUGAUUAGAUUUAGUUACCGAGACAAACGUAAAGAUGAAUACUGUGGAAGAAUGGCUCGUUGAAAACAGGGACAAGAUUGAGAAAGGUGUGGAGAUCAUGGGGCAGGCCUCAGAGGUGCUGGCGGCCACCGUGGGCCAGCUUCACCCCAUCCUGGAGGCUGUUUUCGUGGCUUCUGCUGAGCUACUCAGCAACCCAGAAGGCAAAGAGGCUCGCUACCUGACUCAGCAGUUUGAAAAAGUCAACUCUAAACUGGAGGGAAUCCAGGAUGAGAUUGAUAAACUGGCGCUGGAGCUGCAGAAGACGUCAAUGAACAAGCAGAACUUUGACCGAGAGGCACAGAUUCUUAGUCAGUACGAGAAGUUCCAGGACUUUGUCAAUGCCAAGCCAAAGUUCAGGGAGAAGAAGAUGGAAAAGUUUAUCAACCACUAUGAGGCUACAGAUGCCGACAUGAACUUGGACGCAAUCUACAAUGCCGUCAAGGGGGAGAACCUCUCAGGAGACCCCAUGCUGGAGACGGUGCUCGCCACCGAGCAGAGAGGCAGAAGGGCGGUCGAGGAUUUCUGUGCUCGGCUGAAGAAGCUCUUUGUGGUGGGCAUCAUCUCUGUCAUGGGCUACGCCGCACUCAAGGAAGGGACCGUCGGGGAGGAGAUGGUGAAGAAGUGGCAAAAUCGAAUGGAGGACGUAGAGAAACGCAUGAAAGCAGCUGUGGAUGACUGUACCGUGAACUUUCCCAAACAGGCCAAGCUGGACAUGGAGCAGCACGUCCAGGAGAACCCUGGUACAGUCGCUCCCGAGUUCGUUAAAUCUCUACUCGAUUUGCUCACCAAGAAAUAUGACUGGGUGAGUUGGUCCGUCAGGGCCUUCAACGACAGAGAGCGCAUUUUCUUCUUCAACUGGCUGGCGGGAAAGAAGUACCACGCAAGCGGCGGAGCCAAAUGGUUUGACAUUCUGACCAAGAACAAGAUCAAGGUGAUCAUCUCGUUCUGCGUCGACCCCAAGCCCAUCAACAAGAGUCAGAUCCAGGAGGAGAUUGGGCAGCAGAAGCUGAAGGGGAACAUGAUGGCAGUGGCUCUGUCCUUGAACAAGAGCUUCCCCAACUGUCUGGUCCAUGCUGUGAGCCAUUACAAGGCAGUGGUGGAGACCAACAACUUCCAUGAGGACUGUUAUUACUUUGGAAAACACAAAGGUGCCUACAUCUGUAUCCAUCCUGAGUAGCUUCCAAGGCAGAAGGAUGUGUCCCCUAAUCUCUAAAGUGGAGAUCUUAGUUAAAUCUGUAAUAAAAAUGGCUAUAUCUGUUGGUGUAUAAUCUGCUUUGGGUAUUGCUUUGGGUCCCUUGUCUUUCAGGAUUUCCUGUUUUUAUCCAUAUAUCCAGUCAAAUUAUGUUUUAUAAAUCUAUCAGAGCCAUUACUUUUUUGUAAACUCUGUCAUUUGAGUCAAUACCAAAUAGAAAUUCCAAAAAUAUUUGCUGAAUCAGAGAUUUAACCUUUGAUUAAAACCAACUCUACCCAUAGACAACGUCAGCAACAAAUCUUAAUGGUUGCUUUAUGGUGUCUAUUGAUGUUGAGGGGAUUAUUUAAUCACUGUGAUACUAGAGGUAUUUUAAAACACGUUAUUGAGUGUAAAAGGUAAUUAAAUGCUGGGUUGAUUGUAUAAAUCUUGGUCUUCUGAUCUUCUCAGUUGGUUAGGAUUUAAAAUGGCUAGUCCAAGAAAGGCCUGGUGCAACGAUCCGAAAGUUAAAAACCAAACAGCAAGGAUUUAACAAGCUGCUUUAAAAACAAGUUUGUGUCCGAUUUGCAUCAGAAGGUCAUUGAUGUCUACAGUUGGUUGAAAAACAUAUGUACAUUUCAAGUAAAUGGUAUUUUGCUGAAGUUGGUGGAAAUGCCAUGCCUGAACCUCAGGCUUACUUUUUAGUUUUAAGACGAAUUGACGAACCCAACAAGCAAAAUGAGUCGCUGAGAGAGUUAUGAACUCAAGUUUAUCCUGUUAACAGAAAAUAAAGAGUAAAUAAAAAGGUGUUUUACUUCAAAUUUUUAAGAAAUUACCUCCGAAUAAAUAAAGACGCUCUUACAGGUUGCCGGAUGUGGCAGCUCUGGAAAACUCAUGAAAUCCUUUUUCCAACAACAUUGAAUUCUGUUUAUUAAAUUCAAACAAAGCUGAAGAACAAAAGCAUCCGUUUGAGUUAAACCCAGGUGUUGUUUACUCUCUUAUUAUGCAGCUGGGAGCAGCAAAGUUAAAGAGCCGGUACAGCAAACCAUCUGAAACCACAACAUAUUGUCUGCUUCAGGCUUUCAGAAGCAUUCGAUUUUCAGGUCCAGCCAGUUGGUGCUCAUUAGAAGCAGCUGUGUGAAAAUUGAAUUAAUCUUUGAGCUCCUGGUUUGUAUUCCCAAUUAAAAAAGUUAGAUUAAUGCAGAAUUUCCUUCUUACAGGAAAUUAGAUAAACUACAUUAGAAGCUGCAGGACAGGUGAGCGGUGGUCUGUUAGCUGAUUUAUUGUGUCUAUGAUUCAUUUUGCAUUUAAAGUAUAAAUGUGAAGAAACUGUCUUUUACAUGUUUGUUAAUUAUAUAUAUAUAUAUAUAUAUAUAUAUAUAAAGCAUCACAUACACUGUAUUGCCAAGAGUAUUGGGUCACAUGAUGAAAUAAAUGAUUUGGCUGCAUUUGUACAAACUUUGGUUUGGUAAAAAAACUUUACUGAUCUGUUUUGACGUUAAACCUUUUGGGGUGAAUUAAAGUAAAGUCUGAAAUUCUGAUUUUCUUCUCUGUACGCACACUAAAACCUUAUGGAAGAUGUUUGAUAGUUAA